CCGAGGCGCGAGCUGCCAUGUGAGCAGCAGCAGCAGAAGAAGAGCGCAGCGGAAGUCGAUCCGAAACGGAAGAACAUGGCGGCGCUCCGAAUGGUCGUGUUGUCCGGGUGCGGUAGGACCUUCUUAAACGCACCAAAAGCGGUGCUCAUGCCUCGGGUCAACAUGUCCUUUGCCAGCUUGCCAAAGGGGAGAAAGGUGGCCCUGACCACACUGGGAGUGUUAACUACAGGAGGGGUAGGACUGGCUCUGGUGCUCCAUCAGUCAGUCAGGGCGUCAGAAUUGGAGCUGCAUCCUCCCAGUUACCCCUGGAGCCAUAACGGCUUAAUGUCUGCUCUCGACCACACCAGUAUCCGUCGUGGGUAUCAAGUCUACAAGCAGGUGUGUUCAGCGUGUCACAGUAUGGAGUAUCUGGCUUUCCGCAACCUGGUGGGAGUUUCUCACACAGAGGACGAGGCAAAAGCGUUAGCUGAAGAGAUUGAAGUUUUGGAUGGACCUGAUGAGACGGGAGAAAUGUUCACCCGGCCUGGUAAACUUUCUGACUACUUCCCCAAACCAUACUCCAGUCCGGAAGCUGCUCGUGCUGCCAACAACGGAGCUCUGCCCCCUGACCUCAGCUAUAUCGUCAAUGCCAGGCAUGGAGGUGAAGACUAUAUUUUCUCUCUCCUAACUGGUUACUGUGAGCCUCCGGCAGGUGUGUCUCUGAGAGAGGGGCUUUACUACAACCCCUACUUCCCUGGUCAGGCGAUUGGGAUGGCGCCACCUAUUUAUAAUGAAGUGCUUGAAUAUGAUGAUGGAACACCAGCUACAAUGAGUCAGGUGGCUAAAGAUGUGUGUACUUUCCUGAGAUGGGCUGCUGAGCCAGAGCAUGACCAGCGCAAGCGUAUGGGACUAAAGUUGCUAAUCGGUUCAGCUAUCCUCACCCCGCUUGUCUACUACUUGAAGAGACACAAAUGGUCUGUGCUGAAGAGCAGAAAGAUUGCCUAUAGGCCUCCCAAAUAAAUGUGUCAGGUUUAGGCAUCACAUCAGGCUGAAGCUGUGCAUGUACAGCUCGAAAGACAGAGGGAACAGCUUCUGUUAUCACAGUUGAUAAAACAAGAUUCACAAUUGUCAGACUUUUCAACAUGCACAGGUUGUCCUAAUCUGUUGCCUAUUUGUCAAGUAGCGUUCCACAUUUCCUGCUGACUUGAGAAAUGGGCACCAACUACAGCUGCAUUUUAUUUUACUGUAUAAAUAUAAAUUAUCUAAACAAAACAUA
This is a messenger RNA of Pangasianodon hypophthalmus (striped catfish), 1255 nucleotides long. RefSeq names its product cytochrome c1, heme protein, mitochondrial (gene cyc1). Gene Ontology annotation, molecular function: electron transfer activity; heme binding. Lineage: Eukaryota; Metazoa; Chordata; Actinopteri; Siluriformes; Pangasiidae. Gene Ontology annotation, biological process: mitochondrial electron transport, ubiquinol to cytochrome c. The record is from RefSeq and is a predicted model, not a curated record. Bases 76 to 999 code for a protein of 307 amino acids. The transcript is spliced from 7 exons.